Molecule: messenger RNA, 2215 nt
Organism: Salvelinus sp. IW2-2015
Lineage: Eukaryota; Metazoa; Chordata; Actinopteri; Salmoniformes; Salmonidae
Molecular function (GO): protein binding; palmitoyltransferase activity
Source: RefSeq, a predicted model, not a curated record
UUCCCUAGGCGGAGUCUGUCAAGCCUACUGCAGUACAAUCGUUUUUCACAAAAAAAAUAUCCAGCUACUUAGUCGCGUAGGAUCUCUGUUAAAUGAAUGUGUAAUUGUUGUUACAAUGUAUCGUCUCUGUAUGGAUAUUUUGUUUACAUUGACAGAGUAAUAGUCAGGCGGCACAGGGUCGAUCGUAUGCAGUAUUCGCAUAAUGCUUCCAAUGCCUAGUGUCGAUGGGGACAUUUUUGACUGUGUUCAACGAGGGAACGUUGAACAUUGUGCACAUAUCAUUCAACAUGAUCGAUCUAUCCUCAAAGAGAAAGGUUGGGGUGGUUUUAGUCCUCUCCACUUUGCGUCCCUCCAUGGUAACCGUGCCAUGGUUGACAUGUUGCUAAGCAACGGAGCUGACCCCAACCUGACCUGUGAUGCAGGAAUGACGGCCUUCCAUUUCGCCUGCAGGCAUGGUAAUGUAUACGUGAUGCGCCAGAUGAUGCAGCAUGGAGCUGACCUGCGCAUGGUAGACCAUCAGGGCAAAACUGCCCUACACCAUGGAGUAUGUGGAGGGAACAUUGUAGCGAUGCAGUACCUGUGGGAGACAGGAAUGUUUCGGUGGUGUGAUGGAGACAUGUACCAUGUUACACCUCUACACCUGGCUGCUGAUACUGGCAACACUGAGGUGGUCCGUUACCUGCUCCGAGGAAAGAGGUGUAUGGUGGAGACUGUGGAUGAGGAUGGGUUGACAGCGGUCCAUGUGGCAGCUGAGAGGGGCUGUGUAGAGGUGUGUUGGACGCUGUUACAGAGAUCCGGCUUCAGGAUGCUACACUUGAAGACCUAUAGCGGACACACGCCUCUGGACCUCUGCAGGCAGGGAAAGACAUUCAGACACUUGCAGCUGACCAAACUACUGACCCGCUACAUGAGGGAGCCACCAUUCAACAAACCGGACGAGUCCCACCUCCUUUACUACUGGACGUUAUUCUUCCCAUGUCUGAUUGGAGGAGCUAUUCUGAUUAUCGCAACAAUGUUGGGGGGCUACGGAGGGAUAACGUGCGCCGUCCUCUUCCCCUGGCUGGCCAGGAGUAUAUUUUCCCAGUUCCACCGCAUGACGACCUACCAGAGGUUGGCCAACCCCGUCUACCUAGGGACUGUGAUAGCUGGAUUGUUCCACUCUCUAGUCUGCUUCUACUACAGAAUACUACCGCCUAGCUUGUGGGGUGAUGGUGUUCUGGGUCAUGUGUCGCUGGUCCAGUUCUCUGUGGUUCUGGUCUUGUUCUGGAUGGUUCUAACCCAGGAUCCUGGAGAGUUGGGACCGGGAGAUGCAGAUCCUCGCUACUCCUCCAUAACAGACCUGCUGGAGAACAACCAGAAUCCUCAGAGGUUCUGCAUCUACUGUGAGUUGUUCCAGCCAGACCAUACUAAACACUGUAAAUUGUGUGAUGUGUGUGUGAGGGAUUACGACCACCACUGCCUGUUCCUGAACCGCUGUGUUGGCGGUGGCAACCACCGCCUCUUCAUCAUCUUUAUCCUCUCCAUGGCCACAGCACACCUCCUUUUCAUUGCCGUGGCAACUUACCACCUGUAUGUGGUCGUGGUGUCCCUUGAGGACCAGUCAUUGGUUAGGGCAGUAGCUGCACAGUUCUGGGUGGUCUCCUUGACGAUAAUGAACGUUCUGACAAUCCUUUGGGAGGUGUGGUUGUUGACGGAACAGUUUGACGCCAUCGCCAUUGGAACUACCACCUACUUCAAACCUACCUGCGAGACUCGGCCACGGUCGCUAGGACAACGCUGGACAACAGUGCUUACCUUCCUAUUGGAGGGGAGGAGACGGUUAGAUUAUGGACUCACGGGGGACAAGAUCUCCAUAGACAUUUAGAUAAUAUGGACUCUAAAACCUAUGGUGAAAUGAAGAACAAUGUAUAUUUUGUCCGUUUUCCAUUCUUAAAACCAGCUGGAUCUUCUAGCCUGUUGAGCUAAAGCCUAGGCAUUACCUCGUGAAGCAAAUACCACUAUUAAACAUAUAACAAGUAGUGUGUAGACCAGAAUGAGUUCUAAGAGAUCUUAACAUUAAAGAUAACAUGUUACUUAGAUAGUCUUUUGAGAGUGCGGUCGUAAACAUGUCUGUUAAACAUUAUACUGGAACAUUCCUGCCGUUUAAAAGUUUGGGGUCACUUAGAAAUGUCCUUGUUUUUGAAAGAAAAGCAAAAAAAAUAUCCCAUUUAAAUAA